Molecule: messenger RNA, 1741 nt
Organism: Theobroma umbraticum
Lineage: Eukaryota; Viridiplantae; Streptophyta; Magnoliopsida; Malvales; Malvaceae
Product: PROTEIN TARGETING TO STARCH (PTST)
Source: RefSeq, a predicted model, not a curated record
GUUUGAAGAAAUGCCCAUGUGGAGGAUAAGAAACUGUUUAACGAGCUGUUGUUUUUCAAUGUUUUACUUUUGAAGAGAAAUAGGGAAAUGAUAGAUUGAGAUUCAUGGGUAGUACUCCAUUUGGUAAGAUUAUACCUUAAGGUACUUGUGUCCGGUUCUUGUUUGACGCUUUGAAUUUCUAUCAAAGAUUCAAAGUUAAUGUUAAAAAUUGCUAAAAAUAUGACAUAGUCACGUCUGACACCAGAUUCUGAGUCAAUGUAACAUAGAGGUAGACAAGGGAAGGCCGGCAGGGUGACUGUGGGUGUGAGUAUAAUUUUGUUUCUUCCAUUUGUUUAACCAAAUUGAGGGUAUAAUGUUCAGUUGUAGGAGGAUAAGACUAUAUUUUAUGGGAAUGAAGGAGAGGGAAUGAAAAUUGAAGAGGUAAUAACUUUAAAAAAAAAAAAACAUGUCUUCCUUUUGAUUCCUUUGAGAAUGAAGGGGAGGGAAUUAAAAUUGAUCAAAGGGGAAACGUGUGAUUCAUCUAGGUAGCUCCCUUUUGGAAGCAGAGCAAAGGCAGAGAGAAUUAGUUUUAGUCUUAAAAGUACAUCGGAAGGAAGACUGUCUAGGCAGAGCACAGGGAUUGAACUUGAAUCUGAAAGAUGUGAGCAGGGCAAUUCUUUGGCAUGGAGAUUGCUACCACAAGGUGUUGUCUUGACAAACAAGUAUCAUGGAUUUCGUCACACCUCAGAGCAUUAGACGCGGAAAAUGCCCACAGACUUCCUUAUAUUUUGACUGGCUGGAAGUUGAGGACAAUUCAUCAAAGGUUAACUUUAGAUUCUGCUGGAAAGCAAAAUAAAAGCUGUAUUGUCUGGAAGACACAUUCUGUGCCUGUUGGUUUGGAGGAAUCCUCAUCUCUACAGUCAGGAGAUCCUUUAAAUGAAGAUGAGAAUGUUUCUGAGGAUUCACCAGAGAAGCCUUUUGCUAAACCGCUCAGCAGCGACGAGUUGAAAUCUCUAUUGGCUGACUCUGAGAGGGCAAAGCUCACCAAAAAAUUAAGUGAAUCUAACCAGCAAAACCGGUUCCUCAAAAGACAGUUACAAAUCAAGGAGGAUUCACUAGUUAACUUCAAAAGUGAACUUGCGGUCAUGGAACUGGAGAUUCAGGCAUUAGUCUCACUGGCAGAAGAAAUAUCUCAAGCUGGCAUUCCAGAAGGUUCAAGAAAGAUCAAUGGGAGAUACAUUCAAUCUCAUCUUCACUCCCGCUUAGAAGCUGUACAUGAGAAAUUGAAGGAACAAAUAAAGGAUGUAGAUGCUGCACAGUCUAAGGAGAUUCCCUUGUUCUGGUGUGGCAUGGCAGAGAGUGUACAAGUUAUGGGCUCAUUUGAUGGGUGGAGUCAAGGGGAGCACUUAUCACCAGAGUACACUGGUUCUUUUACCAAGUUCUCAACCACAUUAUUGCUCAGACCUGGAAGGUAUGAAAUCAAGUUCGUGGUGGAUGGAGAAUGGCUGCUGUCACCAGAAUACCCUACUGUUGGUGAGGGACUAAUGGAAAACAACUUGCUAAUUGUAGAAUAGCUACAGUGUCCAUGGAGGUUCUAGUCAUGCUAGAUAUAGAGAACUGACAAUUGCAUUGUUUUCCAGUAUGAGCUUCUUCCUUGUACUCUUUAUCUCUUCUUGCUUAUCUACUUGUAUCCACUGUAUAGCUUUGAACUGGCAGCUUAAUAAAAUAGAUUGUUUUAAGGAUUAAAUUAGGAUGAAAGGAA